Chanos chanos (milkfish) is the source of this 468-nucleotide messenger RNA. RefSeq names its product ATP synthase membrane subunit f (gene atp5mf). Gene Ontology annotation, molecular function: proton-transporting ATP synthase activity, rotational mechanism. The transcript has 4 exons. Gene Ontology annotation, cellular component: proton-transporting ATP synthase complex. Gene Ontology annotation, biological process: proton motive force-driven mitochondrial ATP synthesis. Bases 65 to 334 code for a protein of 89 amino acids. The record is from RefSeq and is a predicted model, not a curated record. NCBI's taxonomy places the organism in Eukaryota, Metazoa, Chordata, Actinopteri, Gonorynchiformes, Chanidae.
UCCGUCACUCACUCCAUUUUAUUCCCAACAUACACAGCGUUGCUCUGGCCGAGACAAGACCAAGAUGGCGGACAGACCAGUACCCGUGGCUGAGAAGAGGCUCAUGGACGUCAAGCUAGGGGAGCUGCCGUCCUGGCUCGGAACAAGGGACUUCACACCCAACGGACUCAUCAACUCAGUCCGCGGAGGUUAUGAGAGGUACUACAAUAAAUACAUCAACGUGAGGAAGGGUGGUAUUGGUGGAGUUGCGAUGCUCCUCGCUGGAUACGUUGCCCUGAGCUAUCUUUGGGAAUACGAUCACAUCAAGCACGACCGUUGGAGGAAGUACCACUGAAAACCCUACGCCAGCAGGGACCAGCAGGCCACUGAGUGGCUAUGUCUGCGGCGUUGUAAUCGCCAUACCCUUCACCUUUCUAUGAUGUGUAUAAAGUGAUAGUUGUGACCAAGAAUAAAGCUAAAAUUAUUUGA